AUGGUAAUAGUUUUAAUUAGUGGUGUUAAUGCUAAUCCAGUAAAAAAUUAUUCUAAUCAUUUAUCCAAACAAAGACUUGCAUCUUUAUUGAAAGCAAAACGACAUGUAGUAUUCGAUGAUAAACUAGAAGCAGCGGAACAUAAAGCACCAAAACGUAGAGUAUAUUUUCAUGAUGAAGAUCAAAGAGAUGAAAAUGAUUAUCUACGAAGAGUUGUUCGUGAUAAGAUCAUUGGUUUAGGUGAUGAUCCAGUUUAG
Molecule: messenger RNA, 255 nt
Organism: Rotaria sordida
Lineage: Eukaryota; Metazoa; Rotifera; Eurotatoria; Philodinida; Philodinidae
Source: the annotation of a GenBank genome assembly